GAAAUUGUGCAGCUGCAGUUUAGUCAGGGAACUAGUCUGCUUAAGCUUUCCCAUACCAUUGGGCCCCAUGUUCAUAUCGGCCCCCAGCUGUGCCAACCCAACCUAUUCUUUGUUCUUCCUCUGUAUAAAUACCCUCACCAUAUCACCUUCCUUUCAAAACAAGCAACCGUUCCCUUCUUAAUACACUUACGCUGAAAACACUGAUAUAAAUAACAAACAUAUAUUCACUUUUAUAUAUACAUAUAUAUAUAUAUAUAUACACAUCAGAAAGAAAACCCACAUCAAUACCGUCACCAUGGGUGUCGACGUUCCCGCCUGGCCGCACUUUCUUUUCAGGGUCUUUGAGCCUUUAUCCUGUUUCGGCGGCUAUAUAUUCCCUCUCCUAGACCUUAACAAGUUCAUCGUGGACUCAACACCAAACAUCCCACCGCCAGAGACCAUCCAUCCAAGCAGCGUCGUCCUAGCCGGCCAACUAGGAAACAUCUACGCAGUCCUCGGCCUCCUAAGCUUCCUCAUCCACCACAACACCAACGACCCCAAAGUCUUCCGCAACUACAUCCUCGCCUACGUCUUCAGCGACAUCAACCAUCUCUACGCCACCUACCGCGGCGUGGGUUGGGACACCUUCGUCGACCCCUGGGCGUGGCAGAACCUCCUCACCUGGGGCAACAUUGGCAUGACGGUAUUUAUGCUCGUGAACCGUAUCCUGUUCCUCCUUGGGGUCUUCGGAAAUGCCAAGACGUCUGAGACCCAUCGGAAGAGGAGCUGAGCCGGCGCAGCACAGCCGACGAGGACGACACAAUCCGGCCGUGUGGGUGAGGAAUCGCUGGGGUGCGGAGAUUAACGCUGCACUUUUGCUCGGCUUG
Messenger RNA from Aspergillus caelatus, 866 nucleotides. RefSeq lists its product as uncharacterized. The transcript is spliced from 2 exons. Lineage: Eukaryota; Fungi; Ascomycota; Eurotiomycetes; Eurotiales; Aspergillaceae. The record is from RefSeq and is a predicted model, not a curated record. The coding region runs from base 296 to 769 and encodes 157 amino acids.